Carassius auratus (goldfish) is the source of this 6706-nucleotide messenger RNA. It is a transcript of the gene spock1, whose product is annotated as SPARC (osteonectin), cwcv and kazal like domains proteoglycan 1. The record is from RefSeq and is a predicted model, not a curated record. The coding region runs from base 290 to 1651 and encodes 453 amino acids. Gene Ontology annotation, biological process: anatomical structure development. Gene Ontology annotation, molecular function: collagen binding; protein binding; calcium ion binding. The transcript is spliced from 12 exons. Lineage: Eukaryota; Metazoa; Chordata; Actinopteri; Cypriniformes; Cyprinidae.
CAGCUGCGUAUUGACUAUUACAUUUGUCGCGUCGCUCUGUGUGGAGAAAGAGGGAGAGAGAAGGGGAAAGUGGGCGGAGUCACGGUGGAGAGUGGGCGGGGACGCUCACCGUUCCAUUACACGGGUCCGUUUCUCCCGGUCGUGUUCAGUGCAGCAGCUGCGAGGAUCGGAGGAAACUCUCUCACUCACUAACCCUCCCGUGUCUCGGAUACUUUACGGUCCAACGGACGCGCCGCCCGCCCGGUCUCCAAUCACCCGUUCGGGAGCGGAGAACAGGUCCCGUCUUGAGAUGAUGUUGAGUCUCGGUCUGUUCGUGUCUCUGGUGGGUCUGACGGUGUCCGUUACCGGCAGCAGUGACGGAAACCCGCUGGACAAUGAUAAGUGGAUGAGCACUGUGUCCCAAUACGACAAGAGCAAAUACUGGAACAAAUUCCGCGACGAUGAUUACUUCAGAACCUGGAACCCCAACAAAGCACAAGACCAAGACAGGGAGUCAAACCUACAAUCAGAACUGAAACCUAAAUCACAAUCACAGACCAAGAGCAGAACGGCUGAUGGACUGGACAGCACUAAAGACCCCUGUCUGAAGGUUCACUGCCCUCCUCACAAAGUGUGUGUGAGCCACGACUUCCAGACGGCCAUCUGCACCAAUCACAAACCAGCACCGCACAGCAUUAAACCCAGGAAAGGAAAUCCCACCCAUAAGCAUUGGAUGAGACCUGUGAAACAUGGGAAAUGUAGGCCAUGUCCUGUAGUUCACUCCAGCUGGGUGUGCGGCUCUGACGGACACACAUACUCCUCAAAGUGUAAACUUGAGUUCCAGGCCUGCAGCUCGAGUAAGAGCAUCUCUGUGAAGUGUGAGGGUCCGUGUCCCUGCCUGCCAGGACAGGAAGUCAUCAAACCACACACACAGAAGAACAGCUGCAGCGAUGCUGAUUUGAGAAGUUUAGCGUCCAGACUCAAAGACUGGUUUGGGGUUUUGCACACGGACGCAAACAGAGACCUGAAGAGCAGCACGAGUGACUCUGCACAGGGACGUUUUGACACCAGUAUUUUGCCCAUCUGUAAAGAUUCUCUCGGGUGGAUGUUCAACAAGCUGGACAUGAACUAUGACCUUCUGCUCGACCAGUCAGAGCUCAGCGCCAUUUACCUCGACAAAUACGAGCUGUGUAUGCGGCCGCUGUUCAACUCCUGCGACUCCUUCAAAGACGGAAAGCUGUCUAACAACGAGUGGUGCUACUGUUUCCAGAAACCUGGCGGCAUGCCAUGUCAGAACGAGCUCAACAGGAUUCAUUCACAGAGCCGAAGGAAGACUUUGAUAGGGGCGUACGUGCCGCGCUGCACUGAGGACGGGUAUUUUAAGAGCACUCAGUGUCAUGGCAGCAGCGGUCAGUGCUGGUGUGUGGACAAAUAUGGCAAUGAGAUCGCAGGGUCGCGCAGACAGGGAAACCCUAACUGUGAGGAGGAUCAGGAGACGUCUGGAGAUUUCAGCAGUGGCGGCGGUGCCGUGAUUCUAUUGGACGAUCAAGAGGAGGAGUCUCCACAGCGUGGGCGGGGCCGACAGAAAGAGAGGCGGGCUCGACUCCACCCCCACAGGGCGAUCGAUGACGAUGAAGACGCUGAGGAUGACGAGAUGGGCUACGUCUGGUAGCUCCGCCCACCCAUCUUACGCAAAUUUACCAGGGACCCAUGUUACAAUGCACAGUUCUGAAGCCAUUCCAGCUCCGCCCCCUCAGACACGCCCCCUUCUUCUCAUUCUGGAUCUAAACUUGUCCUUCUCUUUCUGUCUUUCUCUCUUCCUCCAGCCGCCUCUUCAUGUUCGGCCUCUGUUUUCCCUCGUUUAAACACUCCUGGAUCAUUCCUGCAUAUUCUAGACCGGCUCUAGACAGUAGACGUGCAUGACAAAUUUGUUCAGCAUUUCGGGGGCUUCUUACCAGUUCUACAUAGGAUCUUUUAUAAGGGUUCGUUCUCAGUGGUGAUGUGCUUGAACGCCACUGCUGAAUACAGGAGACGAUGUCUUGAGACCUUCGAGGGUGAGGAUUAGGUGGGCUUAAGCCAAACACGCACUACAAGACCGAAGCUCAUCGCGCUUUCAUGAUUUAUAUCUGCCACAAGAGGAUGCAGAACGUGGCGAAUUCGCACAAUUGAUGUUUACUCUGUGUGAGAAAUGUCACAACUAGUCACAGAUGCUAUAGUAAUAGUUAAGAUCUAAAAUCUGUGUAGAGAGCAACAGCGACGAGGUAAUGAGAUUGCAAGAGAGCGCAAAAGAUAAAGGUGAAUUUCUCCCAAAGCACAGGCUCAUGCAUAUUUUCUUUUUCUUUUUCAUGCAUGCAAAACCCAUGCAAAAAUGACCUGAAGCCCUACCUUUAGAGUGAGAACGAGAGAGGUUGUGCAGGAUGAUCUUGUAAUUGAUGCAUGUAGACUGUGAUUAGUUGAGUAUAAUGUGCAGAAAAACAACGCAACACAAGAAAAGAUGUAUAUGUGCACAGAGCGAUGAGCUUUAGUCAGGUUGUGUUGGCUUGACUUCAUACUGCUUUCACGUCAGUUCACAAUUACUGUAAUUAUAAGUGGCAAAACACAUCCAUGUGAUUGUGAACUUCUAGUUGAACUUCACUGAAAACAAAUGCUGUUCUUCCUUUGUGUUUUUCUCUUGUUUUAGAGUACAAACUUUAUUUCAGUUAGUUGCCAAGACAAUUGAGUGUUUUUUUAUUUUAUUUUUUUGGCUAUUCCUAAAAAUAUACCCAAUCGACUUAAAAUUGUCAUUUUUUAUUUAAUAAUUAAUAUUAUAUAAUCGUAUUUAUUUCUAUAUAGCUUUUAAUUUUAGUUUUGGAAAUGUUAGUUCUUCAGCCUUUUAAUUUAUUUCUGUUGUCAAGGCAACAUUUUCUAAUUUUCAUUUACUUUACAUUCAGAAUGACAUAAGACAGUUCGUGAGGUCAGAAAAAAUGAUCUUUAUUUGAAUGAACUUGACUUCAAGAUUAUUUUUCUGACCCUAGUGGUGCUUCAUUUUGCUACAUUUUAACAACAAACAACACUUGAAGUGAGUUUAUGCUUAAACCAAGAACGAAUAUCUGCAAAUGGGGUCAGAAAAAUACAUUUACAAGAUUAUUUAUUCUGACCCCAUUAGCAGAUAUGUGUUCUAGUUUUAAGCAUGAACUUCUAAAGCUUUUCAAAUUUCAGCACAGAUAUCUCAGAAAACAAGACUUGAUAUCUUAUUCCGUUUUGGAUCUGGAGUAAAUGUAUCUUGAGUUAAAAAUGUUUAGACGUUUGUACUGGAAAACAAGACAAAAAAUAAUGAGGAAGAACAGCAUUCUUUUGCAGUGUUGACCAAACAAAUCAAAUGAAGACAGUUUCCUGACUUCUUGUUUGGUAGGAUUUUAUUUUAAUGCAGGUAAUUUCUGAGCCUUUUCUUAGUUUUUCAGUAUUUUACUAAAUAAUCUGAACAUAAAUUCUUAUAUUUACUAUCACGGAUGCCAUAGUGAGAAAUACCCUGUGUGUCCAAGCAUGUGAACUGAAUCUGGUAAUUGCAGGAAUUCUGAGACGAUGUGAGCGCAGCGUUGAGCGUGCCGGCCGUGAGCCUGAUAUUAUUGUUUGUUUGAUGUUUUCGGCUGAUGAGUCCUUCAUUCUGUUUUGUUCUGUUUUUCUUUCACCGACUCGGAGUGUGUAAGUGGAUCUUGACCUUUGCGUCGGCUCUCUAUGUGAGUUUCGUCUUGACAUAAUUCAGAAGCGAUCAAAUGGCUCAUCAGCCUGACCUUUUCAAACCAUUACUGAACGCUUCCUCGCGCCGAAAAACUGAAGGCGAAUAAAAUAGCAUGACGGCUGUCAGCAGAUGUAUUUGCCGUCGUUAGCGCAUCCGUGAGACUCUGGGCCCUGGGGUCAGGUUCGCUUCCAAUCUUCAUCUCAUUUUGCAUUUGAUCAAAAUAGUUUGAUCCGACCCAGUAUGUCAAGCUUGAAAGUUUUAUAAGCACACAUGAGAAUCAUAUGGCUGAAUCAAGGCCUUCUGAUCGUUUUCUGCGUUUGAUUUGCAUACAGUUCUGAAUUUCUCAUGCUUUUGCUGAUCUCACUUGUUCCCCAUUGUGAAGGAACUGGCGAUGCACCGAUCCUCAAACACAAACACUGCUGAAGAGUUAAGUGCUGAUAUCUGAUCACAGCAGCUUAGUUCUGUUCCUCUGACUAUAUUCACACAUUCGUUUCUCAUCUUUUUGGCGCGUCUUUUCUCACUCAUUUAAGUGGUGAGUUCUCUUCAAAAGGAGAUGUUUCACUCAGUGAUCAUAGACACCUGUGCAGAUAGAUUAUAUGAGGCAUGUUGUGCCUAGGGGGAAGUCUCUGGGUGCUCCUGAGGGAUUAUGGGUAACAGAGGAAUGAACUGAUAGGCUUAUGGCUUCCUAACACCUUUUUAUUCUCUGCUUUUUUCAUGUGUUCCUCACUGCAACUUUUCAUUUACAUGUAAAUGGUGAUAUAUCUUGCAGUAGGAGACACAUUAAAUAGAUCAAGAUGAGUAAAUAAUAACACUCAUCCUGGUGUUGUUCCAAAUCCAUGUGAACAGGUUUUUGAAUAAAGUUUUCACUGCUUUUAAACAUUACAGUGAAGGCAGACAAAAAAAAAAAAAAAAAAAAAAGCAUCAUAGAGUCUUGAAAUUUUUUUUUUUUAUUGGCAUCAAUGGUUCCACGAAGAACCUUAAACAUCUAUUCUACAAAAGGUUCUUUAUAGUGGAAAAAGGUUCUUUACACAAAGAUAAAAUGGUUCUCUUAAGAACUUUUCAUUAAAAGGAAUUGCAUUUCUAUGGAAUUUAAGAAAUACAUUUCUAAAAUCUGAUUUGGUAUUUUAUUAAAUAUGUUUAAAAUGUGAAUAUGAUAACAGACACCAUUGGUUUUCAUAUAACUGGAGGGAUCUGAGAACUGCUAAAAAACAAAAUCAUGGCGCUUUGGAACAACGCACGUUUUUUUUUCUUUGGAUACCCUGAAACAGGGCUGCAUGAUUUCAAGAGGAACAAUUAUUAUUAUCAUUAUUUUCAUUAAUAAUUAGGAAAAAUUAAAUACAAAGAUGUACAUUAUUAAAUUAAUUAUUUAAAUGAAUACAUCUUAAAAGCUUUAACUUUGGCAGAAAACCACAGAUAUACACACAGCGUAUUUAUAUCUUUAAUUAAAUCACAGCCUUUUUUUAUUUCAACAAAGCCAUAUUGUGAUUUAGGAUUUAGUUUGAUUAAUCUUGCAGCCCUAUCCUGAAAUAUGAACAUCAAGCUAUAAUAAGUCCAUCUUUCUUUCAUUUUGACUCUCUUUCUCUCUCUCUCUGUCUAUCGAUCACAUUCUCAGAUGAAAUCAGUUGUCAUCUUGAUAAGCUGAGAGCAUCACACACACACACACACACACACACACUCCUACCCCUUAUCUGAUCUCUGCAGAACUGCAUCAUGGACUUCUGCAAUAACCUAAACUCUUUGAGGUGACCUCUCCCCCCUUUAGCGCUGCUGUCUGAUGCCUGGCCUGCAACUGUAAACUUCCCCCGGCCUGUCAUGCCCACUUCCUGUCCCGCCUCUGCCUGCUUCGCUCCUGUACAAAGGUGCAAUAAAAGCUUCAUCACAACGUUUUCACAUAUUUUACCACACACACACAUACACAGGCGAUCUGACCGCUCACACCUGCAGCUACAGAUGAAACAGUCGAUGGCCAUAUUUGCAAGAGUUUCCUUUGUUAAUCCUCUAUAUUUUUUACUCUGUAAAGACAAUAAUUAAUGUGUAAAAAAACAUGCUGAAUGUUCAACUGGAGAUGUAAUUAAUGACGUCAUGUGGCUUUGUCCUUUUGCCUUGCCUGAGUCUGGAUGUGUAAAAACCCUCUUGUGGUCCUGAGUUCAGUGUACAGCCCCUCCUCUCGCGAUCUGUCUGUCUGUCUGUCUCUCUAUCUGUCUGUCUUGCUCUCUUUCCACUGUCACAGUGCCGCUGUUCGCACCAGAUUCAGUGUUCAAUCUGGCCCAGUAUAGGUUUUUAACAGCCAAAACUGAAAACUUGGUGGCUUACCAAAUUUAAUGGUGGAAAAUGAGGUGAAUACAACAUGAUUGAAAUGGAAUAAAACAUCUAAACUCUUAAAAAUAAAGUUUCUUUAUUGGCAUUCCUUGAAGAACCUUUGAAACUAUGUAAUGAAAGUUUGCAUGGAUGAUAAAGGUUUUUCAAAAAAAUAAAAAUAGGGUAUUUUAAGAACUGUUUCCUAGAAGGUUCUUUGAGGAUCCAAAAAUGGUUCUGCAAAAACCCUAUUAAAACCCCUUUGAAAUCUUUAUUUUUAAGAGUGUAUUUAACUCAUUCUGUGUUAAUAAAUCACUAAACCACAAAACGGGGCAGUUUUGAAUUCACCGCCCAAGUAGACAUUGUUAUAGGUCCAUGAUCUCAAAUAUGAAGUUCUGGGUCAGAUCUGAAAAGUGAAGCUGCUGGUUUUGAUUCAGUAACAUCCGACAUGUUUCAGAUUCUCCAGCCGAACGCAGGCACCGAUUCGGUGGUUUCUCUCUCUUCUUGUGUUUUCCCGUCAUUUUCCCUCCUGAUCGAGAGUCCCAGUGGAAUGUUCUUGUUCUGGGCUGAUUUACUUGCUCUCUUUGGUUUGUUUUGUUUCUCUCUCUCUCUAUCUCUCUCUCUCUUCCCUUUUUUAUUUUUAUUUUUAGAUGUAAAAUGGUUCCUUGAGAAACUGUUUGUCUGAAUAAAACUGGAGUUUGUCCUCGUCCAGUU